GUUGGAGCCUUCGGGGGAACUUGCUUUCCCCUGGGCAGCCGACCCCGCUCCCUGCCCCCGCGCACACGCCCCUCUCCAAGGGGAAGCGGCGGCGGCGGCGGCGGCGGCGGCGGCGCCCAAGCCCCUGCCUCGCGGGGCGCCUGACCUGGGGUGGGACAGCUAAGUCGGGGCCGCGCCACUUUGAGCGCUGUGACCUUGGGUAAGUUCUGGCCCCUCUGGGACCCUCGAAGGUUCGCGAGCGGGCCGGGAGCAAGCGGCGCCUUCGGACGCUCCGAGGACGCUCGGAAGUGUCGGCGAGGCGCGCGAGGCGCUGCCACUGGCGCCAAAGUGCGCCCCCGCGCGCGGAGACGCUGCGGGUCCCCCAAGUCGCGCUGACGCGGAGACCCCGUGCCUCGUCGCCAGUCCGCUCCCGAGCACCUGAGUUUUCAGGUGGCGAGGCUGACGGGGCUGCUUGGAGGGCGAGCAAGCCAAGCCGCAGCGCCCUUUGGAUUGGGUAGCUUUCUCAGUAGCAAUGGAGAUGGAGUCGACCGACCAACAGCUCCAGCUGGAGGCCUCAACUCCCACCGGUUUAUCUGACUUCUGCCCAGACUCUGAAAUGCCAACUAUGUCAAGGCCUGCACUUGACGUCAAGGGUGGUAGCAGCUCUGCGAAGGAGGAUGCCAACCAGGAGAUGAAUUCUCUGGCCUACUCUAACCUCGGGGUGAAAGACCGCAAAGCAGUGGCCAUCCUGCACUACCCCGGGGUGACCUCAAAUGGAGCCAAAGCCAAUGGGGCUCCCGCCGGCUCCUCUGGAUCAGCAUCUCCAAUGGGCUCUCCUACUGCCACCCCUUCCACCAAACCCCCACCCUUCAACCUGCACGCUGCCCCCCACCUGAUGGCCAGCAUGCAGCUGCAGAAGCUUAACAGCCAGUACCAAGGGGCCGCAGCGGCUGCUGCUGCCAGUCCGGGCCAAGCAGGGGAGGCGGGCCCCAUGCAAAACUGGGGCCUUGGGGCACAGGCCCAGGUGCAGGCCCAGGUGCAGGCCCAGGCCCAGGCCCAGGCUCAGGCCCAGGCUCAGGCCCAGGCCCAGGCGGGAGGGUCAGGGUCAAUCACUCCUCCUGCUGGUGCCCAGAGCCCUGCUAUCAUUGAUUCUGACCCAGUGGAUGAGGAGGUGCUGAUGUCUCUGGUGGUGGAACUCGGGCUAGACCGAGCCAACGAGCUUCCCGAGCUGUGGCUGGGGCAGAAUGAGUUUGAUUUCACUGCAGAUUUUCCCUCUGGCUGCUGAUGCCGAGUGUCCCUAAAAAUUGAGGAACAAAGCCACCAAUUCUGUUGUAAAUAAAAGUAACUUGCAAAGAGA
Messenger RNA from Peromyscus maniculatus bairdii (prairie deer mouse), 1336 nucleotides. It is a transcript of the gene Cited1, whose product is annotated as Cbp/p300 interacting transactivator with Glu/Asp rich carboxy-terminal domain 1. Gene Ontology annotation, molecular function: transcription coactivator activity. Gene Ontology annotation, biological process: melanocyte differentiation; regulation of DNA-templated transcription. NCBI's taxonomy places the organism in Eukaryota, Metazoa, Chordata, Mammalia, Rodentia, Cricetidae. Gene Ontology annotation, cellular component: nucleus. The record is from RefSeq and is a predicted model, not a curated record.